AGAUUCUAGUGUAGGUAUUGGCUUGUAUGGAUCUCUCGCAUCUUUUAAGUGUUGGUCCUUCCCUUGUCCUCCUACCUCAGACCCUCACCAGUGAGCUCCUCCAAGGCUGACAGACCUCGCCCUUCAAUUCGAUCAACAGGUUUGGACGCACUGGUGGUUCGCUUUGGCGGCGGGGCGCCGUCUCGCUCUGCACAAGCCUCCAGGAGCUCAAAUGGCAGAAGCAGUACUCCUUGCUGUCACAAAGAUUGGUUCUGUUUUGGCAGAUGAAGCCUCUACAGCCAUUCUAAAUAAGUUGUCUGAAAAAGUUAAUAAUCUGAAGGAACUGCCGGGGAAGAUCAAGCAGAUAGGGAUGCAACUUAAGAUCAUGAGCAAUCUGAUAUGGCAGAUUGGCACAGUCUACCUCACAGACGAAGUUGUCAAGAGUUGGAUUGGGGAGGUCCGUAAUGUGGCUUACCAUGUUGAGGAUGUGAUGGACAGAUAUUCAUAUCAUGCUCUUCAAAUGGAAGAAGAAGGGUUCCUGAAGAAGUUCUUCAUCAAGGGAACCCAUUAUGUCAGUGUUUUCAGUUCAAUUGCAGAUGAGGUUUGUGAGAUCGAGAAGGAGAUUCAGCAAGUUAUAAAGAUGAAAGAUCAGUGGUUGCAACACGCCCAGCUUGUUCCUAACCAAUUGGUGGAGAUGGAAAGGCAGCAGUCCCAAGGUUGGUUUCCGGAAUUUGUCAAAGAUGAAGACCUAGUGGGAAUUGAGGAAAACAAGAGAUGGCUGACUGGAUGGUUGUAUUCUGAAGAACCAAACAGUUCCGUGAUAACAAUUUCUGGUAUGGGUGGGUUGGGAAAAUCUACUCUGGUCACAAAUGUUUAUGAACGUGAAAAGGUCAACUUCCCUGCACAUGCGUGGAUUGUUGUGUCACAGAUCUAUUCUGUUGAUGCUCUGUUGAGGAAUCUACUUAGGAAGAUCGGUACAGUGGGACCACCAACACCAACAGGGAUUGACAAAAUGGAUGUGCAUGACUUGAAAGAAGAAAUAAAGAAACAACUCCAACAUAGAAAAUGUUUGAUUGUAUUAGAUGAUGUCUGGGAGCAACAGGUAUACUUCCAAAUACAUGAUGCUUUUCAGAAUCUUCAAGCAAGUAUAAUUGUUAUUACGACACGGAAGGACCAUGUUGGAGCUCUUGCUUCUUCCAACUGUCACCUGGAACUUCAACCAUUGGCUAGACAUGAUGCAUUUGAACUCUUCUGCAGAAGGGCUUUUUACAACAAGAAGGGCCAUGAGUGCCCCAUGGAGUUCAAGGAAAUGGCCACUUCUAUAGUGGAUAGGUGUCAUGGCCUUCCUCUAGCAAUUGUUACUAUAGGCAGCUUGUUGUCAUCAAGACCACAAAUAGAAACAUGGAAACAUACAUACAAUCAGCUUCAGAGUGAGUUAUCAAAAAGUGAUCAUGUCCGGGCAAUUUUAAAUUUAAGCUACCAUGACCUGUCAGGAGACCUUAGGAACUGCUUCUUAUACUGCAGCUUGUUUCCUGAAGACUACGCCAUGUCACGGGAAAGCCUUGUGCGGAUGUGGGUUGCAGAAGGCUUUGUUCUUGGCAAAGGAAAGAACACACCAGAGGAUGUGGCUGAGGGAAAUCUCAUGGAAUUGAUCCACCGUAAUAUGCUAGAAGCUUUUGAGUAUGAUGAGCUCGGCAGGGUCAACACCUGUAAGAUGCAUGAUAUUAUGCGAGAAUUGGCACUUUCUGUUGCCAAAGAAGAAAAGUUUGGUUCUGCAAAUGAUUAUGGUGAAAUGAUACAGAUGGAUAAAGAUGUUCGCCGCUUGUCAUUAUGUGGAUGGAAAGCCAACACUCCACUCAAAGUAAAAUAUCCACGUCUUCGGACCCUUGUGGCUCAUGGAAUGAUUUCAUCCUCUACCAUGUUAUCCUCAAUUUUGACUGAAUCGAGCCACUUGACUGUUCUAGAGCUGCAAGAUUCUGAUAUCAAUGAGGUGCCAGCAUUUGUAGGGAAUCUCUUUAAUCUACGGUAUAUCGGGUUAAGACGCACCAAUGUCAAGUCACUCCCAGAAUCCAUUGAGAAGCUUUCUAACCUCCACACUCUGGACAUCAAGCAGACCCAGAUAGAGAAGCUUCCUCGAGGCAUUGUUAAGAUCAAGAAGCUGCGGCACCUUUUGGCUGACAGAUUUGCUGAUGAGAAGCAGUCAGAAUUCAGAUAUUUCAUCGGAGUGGAAGCACCUAAAGGGCUGUUGAAUUUGGAAGAACUACAGACUCUUGAGACAGUGCAAGCAAGCAAAGACUUGGCUGAGCAGCUAAAGAAAUUGAUGCAGCUUAGAAGCAUAUGGAUCGACAGUAUAACUGCUGCUGAUUGUGCAAACCUUUUUGCGACCCUGUCGACGAUGCCACUUCUUUCCAGCCUGCUUAUCUCUGCAAGAGAUGUGAAUGAGACACUUUGCCUCCAAGCCCUUGAUCCGAUUUCCACAAAUCUCCACAGGCUAAUUGUAAGGGGGCAGUGGGCUGCUGGGACAUUGGAGUAUCCAAUAUUUCGUAACCAUGGGGAACGUCUCAAAUAUCUAGCACUAAGCUGGUGUCAGCUUGGAGAAGAUCCAUUGGAGGUGCUUGCUCCACACGUGCCAAACCUCACCUAUUUGAGUCUUAACAGGGUAAAGAGUGCAAACACUUUGGUUCUUUCUGCAAAGUGCUUUCCACACCUGAAGACCCUUGUCUUGAAGCGAAUGCCUGAUGUCAAGCAGCUCGAGAUUGGAGAUGGCGCUCUUCCAUGCAUCGAAGGAUUGUACAUCAUGUCACUGGCGCAACUGAAUAAGGUCCCUCAAGGCAUUGAAUCCCUACUGUCCCUGAGGAAGCUCUGGCUGCUGAACCUGCAUAGCGACUUCAGAAGUCAAUGGUGCAAGAAUGGAAUGCACCAGAAGAUGCCACAUGUUCCAGAUAUUCGCAUCUAGGAGGUAACGAUGGUUCUGUCUUUAGUAUGCUUGUAAGGUGUGUGUGCGCAUAACUACGUUUGUUAAGCUUUUAAUCCCUUUUUCUUCGAAUAUAAGUCAUUAAUUGUUGACACUGCUACAUUUAUAUCAGGAUUGUACUUGGGGACUGUAACACAACUAGUCUUGAAACGUUGGCUUCAUUCCUCCAAUAGACCCCUGUCUGUGUUUUUCUCGUUCAAUAACAUUCCCCUUUUUCACU
This is a messenger RNA of Panicum virgatum (switchgrass), 3173 nucleotides long. Its product is annotated as disease resistance protein RPM1-like. Gene Ontology annotation, molecular function: ADP binding. The record is from RefSeq and is a predicted model, not a curated record. The transcript is spliced from 3 exons. NCBI's taxonomy places the organism in Eukaryota, Viridiplantae, Streptophyta, Magnoliopsida, Poales, Poaceae. Bases 212 to 2935 code for a protein of 907 amino acids. Gene Ontology annotation, biological process: defense response to other organism.